This is a messenger RNA of Lichtheimia ornata, 1005 nucleotides long. RefSeq lists its product as uncharacterized. The transcript is spliced from 4 exons. Lineage: Eukaryota; Fungi; Mucoromycota; Mucoromycetes; Mucorales; Lichtheimiaceae. Gene Ontology annotation, cellular component: membrane. The record is from RefSeq and is a predicted model, not a curated record. The coding region runs from base 1 to 1005 and encodes 334 amino acids.
AUGAGCAACAACAACAACGGGCAGCAAGAAAUAGUCAUUAACGAGUCGACACCCCUUUUGCAAACUGAACAACAACAGCGGCAGCAACGGAUCCAGAAUGCAAAGUCGGAAGCGUUUGGCUUGAUCCUCAUGACACUGUCAGCUCUCGCCUUUUCGACCAUGUCACUCUUUGUCAAACUAAGUGGAGCCUCAUUUGCCUCAUUUGAAAUCGUGGCUGCACGUUCGAUUGUUCAAGCUGCCCUUGGCUUGGUAGGAUGUUAUAUGCUUGGUAUCAAUCCUCUCGGUAAACCCGGUGUACGCAAAUGGCUUUUUGUUCGAGGCUUCGUUGGAUCCACCGGUUUGGCCUUAUUCUUUUACAGUAUUACACAAUUGCCAUUAGCAGAUGCUACAGUGGUCUUCUUCCUCAGUCCCACAUUCACAGCCAUCCUUGCUGCGCUUAUUCUUCGUGAAGCAUUUACAUUCUUCGAUGGCAUAUGUGCAACCUUGUGCAUGGUGGGUGCAAUCCUCGUAUCCAAGCCUACUUUCUUAUUCGGUGGUGAUGACAUGGAAACCGGCUCUUUGCAACGUGCAUUGGCAGUGCUUGCAGCAUUGGUUGGUGCAUUGAUGGCAGCCUUCGCUUAUGUUACUGUACGCAAGAUUGGAAAAGGUGCUCAUUUCCUCGUUCAUACCGUUUACUUUGGUGUUAUCUCCACCGUCACCGCAAUUCCUAUGCUGUUUGCAUUCCAAGAAUACGUUGCACCUGAAGGAUGGAAGGAAUAUGGUAUGCUCUUGAUGACUGGUGUCCUUGCAUUCAUCGGUCAAUGCUUAUUGAACAAUGGCCUUCAACUUGCACCUGCUGGUCCAGGUACUUUGAUGCGCAUGAACGAUGUCGCCUUUGCCUUUGCCUUUGGUAUCCUUAUCCUACACGAAUACCCUGACGUUUACAGUGUUACCGGUGCACUUCUCGUUGUUGGUACAACGGUUGCUAUGGGUGUGAAGAAAUGGUUCAAGAGUAAACAGCAAUAG